Porites evermanni is the source of this 957-nucleotide messenger RNA. NCBI's taxonomy places the organism in Eukaryota, Metazoa, Cnidaria, Anthozoa, Scleractinia, Poritidae. The record is from the annotation of a GenBank genome assembly.
AUGAAUCGUUCGACAAUCAUCGCUGAAGCGUGCUCCUUCAACUUAGAUUUCCAAAUUCCAAUAUCCAUUCUUCUCGGAACGACGUUCGUGCUGUCUGUCAGCGAAAACAUUGUAGUUUCGAUAGUCAUCUGUUUAGACAAGAAACUUCGUAGACCUUCAAAUGGCUAUCUGUUGAGUCUAGCGUUGUCUGAUAUUUGCAUUUCUUUUGGGCUUAUACCGAUGGAGAUGAUCUAUGUGUGGUCGUACGCAGAUUGGCCUCUUGGAUCCAAGGGAACUGACAUUUUGAAUUCCGUUUGGUUAUUUUCUUUGGCCAGCCCAUUUGCCACCCUGUUGAUCAUCACAGCGGAUCGAUAUAAAGCAGUUAUGUCGCUUGUACGUUACAAAGAAGUAGUUUCUUGGGGAAGGACUAUGAUAAUAAUUGGAAUACUCUGGUUAUAUACGUUUGUUAUCGUCGUGUUAAUGGCUACAUUGGCUUUUAACCCUACUUCUGGAGUAGCGUAUGAAUGGAAUGUCAAAUAUAGAUACUACUAUGCCUUUCUGGGAGUUCACAUUGUUCUUCCUUUGCUAAUUAUCUGUGGGCUUUACUACAAGAUCUAUAAAAAAGCUGUCGAGAACAGGCAACAGCUGCUUUCACGGGGCCAGUUACAUACAGGAAUCACUUCCGCUUCAGAUACUAUCAGAGCUACUAGGAUGGAAGUAAAAAUGGCAAAAACAGUUGGCUUUGUUUUCCUGUUUCUUGUCAUUGUGUGGAUACCAGUCUUAAUUCUCGAAAUAUUUUAUGCUAUCGGAAGUCAGUCCUGCCUCAUAGAGAAGUUAGGCGUGGUUAGUUUGUGGAUUACCUGUAGCAAUGGUGUGAUCAAUCCAGUGGUGUACUCCCUAAGGAACAAGGACUUUCGUCUUGCCAUAUUGCAGCUUAUUCACUGCAAAAGGCCAAGAUCUGCGAGUGCUCUUGCCUAA